This is a messenger RNA of Leptinotarsa decemlineata (Colorado potato beetle), 1194 nucleotides long. RefSeq lists its product as uncharacterized. Lineage: Eukaryota; Metazoa; Arthropoda; Insecta; Coleoptera; Chrysomelidae. The record is from RefSeq and is a predicted model, not a curated record. Gene Ontology annotation, molecular function: RNA polymerase II cis-regulatory region sequence-specific DNA binding; DNA-binding transcription factor activity, RNA polymerase II-specific. Gene Ontology annotation, biological process: regulation of transcription by RNA polymerase II.
ACGUCAUUUAGCCAACUUUUUCAUUAAAAAAGUUACCGCAGGAUGAUCGUCGUCCAUUGGAGACCAGCUGAUUUGAGUUGACAAUAAAAUGUUCCGGUGCGGUCUAGCCUUUCUGGCUGUAAAAGUGGUAAAAUAUCGUGCGGUUUACGCCAAAAACAACUAAAACUCACUAAAAACUGUCCAAAUACAAUGGAAAAUGAAAUAUGGGCUCCGAAAUAUCAGCAGUCUGUGCCGACAAGUUUAGAAAGGACAGAGGAUCAUUUAAACAAUGGCAACACAGAAAACGAAGGAGAGGAAGGCGAAUCAAAAAAAGCCGGCGAGAAGGAAUACGAAAAUUUUGUUAAAAGUGAACCCGAUCUUGAUUCUGGUCCAACCAGCUUAACCAUUAGUGAGACUGCAAAGCAGACAAUACAUACCAUUCUGGAACUGAUUAAUCCACUGUCUCAGGUUGAAAAAUUCCUGCUGUUUCUAAAAUUGCCAGGUGAAGUAACAAAUGCUGUAGAUCCUUUCAGGCAAACUUUGAAUCCUUUGGGCAGCCGAUCAGAAAUUUACAGGACAAUAUCAUGGAUUAAAACUCAUUUGGAAGAAGAUCCAGACACUUCACUACCAAAGCAAGAGGUUUAUAAUGAUUAUCAUAACUACUGUGUGACAAACACCAUCAAACCACUGUCACAAGCAGAUUUUGGAAAAGUAAUGAAGCAGGUCUAUCCAAAAGUACGUGCUAGGAGAUUGGGCACUAGAGGAAAUUCCAGAUAUUGUUAUUCUGGUUUGAGAAGAUGUAUGAAGCUAAAAACACCCAAACUUCCAGAUUUAGCAGAUAAACCAAUGUCAACGGAGGCUCCAUUCACUCAAACAAGUUUAACAUCCGCAGCAUGGUUGAUUGUGAAAGAAUGGUCGGAACAGCAGCUGAAUCAGAAAUUUGAUUCUAUCCAAGCUCUAGCUUAUCAUUUGAUAAUGAACCACGCUGUUGGCACAGGUUCUGAAGCUGCCUCAAAAAUUGCUUCUGUCAGUGAAUCUUCACUCAAAGGUGAGGAAGGAAAUUACAAAAAUUGUAGUAAGCAUAGGGAAAUGCAACUGCAGCUUCAAAGGAAAAUUCAACAAAAAAAUGAAGGGAAGGAAAGGAAAAGAAAAAUGCAGGUAGGUUACCACUGUAACUUUAACAAAAAAUUUCCUAUUUGAUUGUUUUUAAUUAUG